Messenger RNA from Tuber aestivum (summer truffle), 2817 nucleotides. NCBI's taxonomy places the organism in Eukaryota, Fungi, Ascomycota, Pezizomycetes, Pezizales, Tuberaceae. The record is from the annotation of a GenBank genome assembly.
AUGUCAGCCUCAAGGGCAGCGGUAAAUAAUAGAGGUCACGGAGGUGUCGCAGGAACUGGUAAUGUUGUUCCUGCUGUGGGCAGUGGUGUAGAUUUGGGAGGGGGGGAGGGAGGCGGCAGUGGUGGAGAGCUCGACAGGAAUUCGCACGAUAGGAUAAACAGCGAGUUAGUGGACGUGGAGAAACAUUCGAGGGACCCUUCACCCAUGCGCAGGAACACAUCAACCCCCGGACUCUCUGACAGCAAUACUUCCACUUCUACCCUCAAAAAGAAGCGGAAGCCUAAUGUCGUGAGAUCAGCCGCGCCGUCACGAGAAACCUCCCCUACACGCUCCGGCACUCCUGCACCUGGUUCGUCCAGAAAUGCCCAACCGCAAUCUCAGCCGGAUCUCCAUCAACCACGACCGCACCGCCCUUUAGCGAACGCUCCUCAUUGGCCUCCAUCGACCCGGUUAGCUGUAACGAGAACUCCUCCCCCAGACUCUCGAUCACCUGCCCUCUCCCCACAGAAGAAGGGCGACCGUACUAAUUGCAACACUUCAGCCGGCGUUCCCCAGUCUGUUCAUCUCUUGCGGGACAGGGAAGGAAAUCCGGAGGAUCUUGAGGAGUCUGGUUUGGCAUCAGGCAUGAGGACUCCAAGGAGUAACAAUAGCCCGGCGCUGGAGACGGUUGUCGAGAGCAGCUUACCGACGACACCGGCAAUCAGCACAAGCAAAACCUUGACGGAGCAAGUAGCAGCCCUGGUUAAUCGACAACAGCACAAUACAAUUCCCGAAGAACCAGAAGGGGAAAAGUCGGGCGCGGGGGGGACGAGGAAGCAUAGAACUAGCUCGAUAGCGUCUUCAAUAGCGCCACGAUCGCAAGCGGAAUCCGAGUCAGAGUCGGGCUACAGGAGUGAGGAGAAAACAGCAUAUGCCAACAACAAUAACAACGGCAGAGCUCCACCUCCAUCGAAAGUGUUUGCUAGAAGACCUGCGGUCAUGGGAUCAGAUAACUUUUCGAGGAAUAUGACGGUGGAAACGGAAACAGUAAGCUCGGUUCCGCAGGUCGCUGUUGGGGCUACCGGGGUGCCUGGGGGAGCAAGCAUCAGGAGCAAGAAGAGCAGCGAUACAAUACGAGCACCUAAGAAGGAGAAGAGGAAACCAACGAAGCGUACUGGAGGCGGAGGGUCUACAAACCGUCAGUUGCUGAUAAGAUCUACCUUACUUUUGAUUAUGUUUGACUGAUGUAUCCCUGUAGCAUCGAGCAAAGCAGACCUGUUUGCGAGGAGGGUCGCCGAGGCAGUUGACGAGGCAAAUUCAUCAGAUUCCGAGGAAACUUUUGUCUACGAAUCGAAUCCCCCUGAAGCGUCGCAGAGACCUACUAGCAGAUUCCAUUCACGAACCCCGAGCGCAACAUCGAUCCAAGGGGGGCUAGAUCCUCGGGGGUUGCGAUUGCCUCUGCUUAGUUCGAUGGAUGGAAACCAGAGCACUGGGAGGAAUAGAAUGAAAUUCGCAAGCGCCUCGGCGGGUAACAAUGCCAAUGCGGCAAGUGAUGGGGGCGCGGGAGAAGGAAGCGGUGAUAGAGGGGGAGCAGGAGGGUCGGGCUCAUCGGCGGCUGUUGCGGGAGCUGGCGGCUCAAGGUCGGAGGGGCAGUCAGGUUCCGGACAGAAGGAAAAGGGUGGGAAUUCCAGAGGUCAGAAUGGGCAUCGGAGUCUGUUUCUGCAAGAGUCUCCACUUCUAUCUUCGCACAAAUCAUCGGCACACUCUUUACGGACUAGCUCGACCAUAUCUUCUCGACAGUCAACGUCAGGUCGUCAUGGUUCUGGUUUACGGAACGGGGGAAGCGGAUAUGGCUCGAAGAAACCACCACGAACAUGGGCGUCGUACGAGGCUGAUGGGGAAGGUGCCGGUGAUGAGAGAGUUCCUCUGAUUAAUCGGGCGAAUCGGACUCAUCGCCACAGCCGCAGGCCUGGCAGUGGAACUCUUCGUCAAUUGGAGCACAGUCAACCUCAACGCCGUGGGUGGUUCAGGACAUAUAUAUGCUGUAUCGUUGCGGUGUUCGCUGUCCUUCUGAUUAUGACUGGCGUAGGAGGGUUCUUAUUUGCUACCACCAAGGCCCUACAAGAAGUCAAAGUCUUGGAGAUUACGGGAGUUUUGGUGAGCAAACAGGAACUGAUGCUCGAUCUUGUUGUCUCGGCAGUGAACCCUAAUGCCAUCCCCGUGGUAGUGGGUAACAUGGACGUCAACCUUUUUGCCAAGAGCGCUCACGUGGGUGACGGCAAAGGGAAAGAUGGGGAUGGGAGAGGUGAUGGUCGUGAUGGGGACGGAAGUGUAGGGGAUGACGACCCAGAAGGAGACCCCUGGUGGAGGCUACUUAACCGGAGGAGGAAGAAGCGGGUAAGACGUCGCCAGAUGGUGGAAUUCACCCUCGGCAAAGGCCGAGGCACGAUCCCUUUUACUGCUACUAUUGCGCCUGACGGUGUGGACGAAGGCACCGACCCACCAGAGGAUCUCCCAGAGCAGGAUCGCCAGACAAUGCUCCUAGGCCGAAUAUUUUCAUUCGAUUCAGCCCUCUCCUUUGACGGCUCUCCCCUCCGCCAUAGACACGCAAUCUCUGUUGGCGAGUUGCGCUUGGCGAAACCAGGCAACAAGACCGAGGAAGGGGGAACCGAGCGCUGGGAACGAGUCCUUCAGCACCCCUUCGAGCUCAUCGUUCGAGGGGUAUUAAAAUACCAAUUACCCCUAAGCGGCCGCGUUAGAACCGCGCCAAUUGGUGCAUCGGUAUUGGUUCACCCUGACGGUGCUACAUCGGCCGUUAGCCCGGGGACAGUCCCAUAG